Messenger RNA from Micropterus salmoides (largemouth bass), 1160 nucleotides. Its product is annotated as heat shock protein 30-like. Gene Ontology annotation, molecular function: protein folding chaperone. The record is from RefSeq and is a predicted model, not a curated record. Gene Ontology annotation, biological process: response to heat; protein refolding. Lineage: Eukaryota; Metazoa; Chordata; Actinopteri; Centrarchiformes; Centrarchidae. The transcript has a single exon. Bases 406 to 1074 code for a protein of 222 amino acids.
AGACCGCUCUCCAAAUUCAGCACAAUGUCGCAAUCUGCAGUCUUUCUUUGAAGAAUUUGUUAAAUUUGGUGAGAAAUCAUGGCGGACAAUGACAAAAGAUUUGUUACGAUAAUUAAUCUAAAUGUAAAAUCCCUCUGUUAUGUGUCUUUGUCUGUAUGUAGUUAGAAACUUCCUGAUCAAACAGGAAGGAUCCAGAGACAUCAGCACUCCUGACUAACAGCUCCACCCAGUGGAGAGCUGUGGUGACAACAGGAAGGUUCCUGAAGACUCUGGAGCUCCUCCAGUUAGAAUACAAAAGCUGGGGCAGUCCCACUGCUGAGACAGAAAGCAACACAGAAGAGGACAGACACUUUAACAGUGUUUCAUCUCAGAUCAAGAGGACUCAACACUAAACACACAGUGAAGAUGCUGUGCUCUCACAGACUCCACUCUGCCCUCAGUCCAGUCAUGGACUUGUACUGGCCUGUACGCAGUCUGUGGCCAGAGGUCAAGCCUCUGCUCUACCAGCAGGAGCUACUGCAGAGAAACCUCCAGGAGCUCCGCAGCAGUCUGGAGCUGAUGGACAAACUUCAACACAACAUCCUGGAGGAGACGGAGCCUUUCCAAAGCAGUGUGGCCCUGAGACCGCUCUCCUACCAGCUGGAGAAAGAGGGAGAGCGCUUUGGCCUGACCCUGGACACUCAAGGCUUUUCCCCAGAGGAGCUGUCUGUCAGGCAGGUGGGCAGGAAGCUGAGAGUCAGCGGGAAGACAGAGAUGAAGCAGGAGGACCGGAAAGGCUCCUACUCUUACAGACGCCAGGAGUUCAGACAGGAGUUUGAUCUGCCUGAAGGGCUGAACCCUGAAGCCGUCACCUGCUGCCUGGCUCCAGACGGGAAGCUCCACAUCCAGGCGGCCAGAGCUCCAUGUGUUGAGGAGGCUGAGAGAGAGCUGACCAUCAAGAGGAGCUCGGAGGAGAAACCACAGCAGAGUGUGUGUUCACACACAGAAGGCAGCAGCACAGAGACACACAACAGCACACAGGACAAACCUGAAGACAUGGACUCAGCUACAUGUUGUUCUAACAAUGUGCAGUAAAUGUGGCUUAUAAAUGUGUUGAAUGAUGAUUAUAUGAGCGUUUUGUUUAUUAUUGAACAUACUCAAAUAUAUAAUAGAAAAACAUA